Messenger RNA from Pocillopora meandrina, 2275 nucleotides. The record is from the annotation of a GenBank genome assembly. Lineage: Eukaryota; Metazoa; Cnidaria; Anthozoa; Scleractinia; Pocilloporidae.
AUGUCGAGAUCUCUGUUCUGGAAGACUUUGUCGUUCUUGAAGGGGCCUUGUCAGGCAACUGGUGUUUCAACGCUGUCGCGACCUGCAGUAAGUUCAGAAACAAGCACAAGUCCAGAAUUCAUAAGUUUUGAAAACUCACCGUCCUCUUUGGGUCCUGAAAAACCGUGUUAGAAAGCGUGGGUGGGGGGGGGGAGCAAAAUUUUCAGCGUGAAAUUAUUAUACUGAUUCCUCUGACGUAACCGCGGCAACUGUAAUCUACACCUGGGAACACGACACAAGAAUGCGGUGAUAUUAUCUAUCAGUUUUUCGAAUAUCAACCAAGUUCAUGAUAUCUGGCGUAAAAUUACCGUGAAUCAUAGAAACAAGUCCACCGCCAGGGAUGUGAUCUGAGUUCGAGAUUUACAGGGUAAAAUUUACAAUCAUAUACUGAAUCGAAAUGCACAGCUUGGGAAGUGACCAACGUUCGAAGCAUAGAGAGUAAAAGAAGAGUAAGUAACACCGUAGAGGGGGGGGGGCAGAAUGGGUUAUACCUAGGGACUAGACAUUUUUUAUUCUCAGGGGGGUCGGAGGAUUUCGAUUGUGUCGCAAUAAAUUUUAUCAAACCCCUCCCUAAGGCUCUGUAGUAUUCUAAUGACCCCCUCUCACUGACAAUUGAUUUUCUUUGGUUCCCACUUUUAUAUUCUAUUAGCGACGACCGACCCCUCCGACGAAAACCAUUUGAUCCCCCAAAAUUCUCCGACCGCUCCCCCCCCUUUUAUUUUUUUAUUUUCAGGCGACUAAAAAAAUAACUGUUCCUUGGUUGCAUUACAGAAUUUCACGCCCAGGGAUGUGUCCUCCACUAAUGAUCUUUGCUCGAUAGCUUUUUUUUUUCAGAACUUUGCUGGUCAUCAUAACAACCCCGCACCCGACGCUAAGCAGAGUUCCUUCGUGAAAAUAAAUAGUUCAUUGUGGCACCGUGCAUUUUCUUCCGCAGGCUGUGAGUAUACCUGUUCAACUGAUUCCGUCGAGUUAUUUUGCAGUUACUCCCAUUAUUCUUAAUGUACUUAAUAUUCCACAGGUGACUUGAGUGGAAUCUGGUACAACCAGUUUGGUUCAAAGAUGCAAAUCAUCCAACUGGAAGACGGAGAAUUGAUGGGAUUUUACCUCAACUGUGCACCUGGUUCUAAACCUGCCAAAGAAAACUUGACUGGUUUUGUGGGAAAAGACGAACACGCUUCUCGAUUUGGCUUUACCGUCCUUUUUCAGGUAAAUAAGAAAAAAUUACAUUGUUUUUGCAGGAGUCUUACUGGUCAUGGUCAAACUUUGUAACCUCCUGGUUAUUGUGCUGGACUCAUGUUUGAGAAUUUGUUGUUCUGUGUCAGUGGCUAAGAUACUUGACCCCCACAGUGCCUCUGCCCUUCUAGGAGAAUACAGUGGUUUCGAAGAACUGUCUGAGAAGAUUGAGUAAAUGUUUGAGGGGGACAGGGAGGAGACCAGCUAUGGACUUACACACUUUCAGAAAGAGUAGAAGUAUUCCUGGUCGGUAUGAAACCGGGAUAAACUCCGACAGAAUGGACACUGAGCUUUUGUGCAGAUUAGAACCUUUUUGUCUUUUUAUUAUUCGUGUUACUAAUACUUGGUCCGAACAGCAUUGAGGGGCGGAAGUAAAUUGCUGAGCACUGCAUUUCAUUUCUCCCCACCAACAAUCUGUUGGAGAAACCUGGCAGAUAAAAUUUAAACAUGAGAUGCAACUGAAACUUAAGUGCAAGUAACUACUGCAUAAACCUGGCUGAUCUAGCGAACACAUGUAAUGUUAUUUUUUCGCCCAUGAUCGAAGGAAUAACAAACAAGGAAAGUGCUGACUUAGGAAGUCUUUUUUGAUAUAGUUUGGCUGGCUUUGAGGCUCUUUGUUUUCCGUUAUUAUGAUGCUUGCAGAUCACUCUAUCGAGAAUUUGACGUUAAUAUCUCAUCAGUUUGACAAAGCGAGAGGUUAACAUGUCGUCUUCAUGACCAGUGAAGUAAGAAUUGACUACAUUUUUUAAAAAAUUUUGCUGUGUAGAAUGAAUGGUAUACCACUACCUGGACCGGACGGUGCAUCACAGAAGAAGGCGCCGAUGGUGAAGAAGUUCUGUUGACUAACUGGAUUAUGACCCCCAACCCAGAAGAUGGUGCGCAACACCUGGAAACCAUUCAUGUCGGCCAGCAUCGCUUUACAAGGAAGCCUCAGAACCCUGAGAAGUUGACUUCUUUUGACGAUUUGCAACCGGAGUGUCAGGGCUGGAUGUUAGACUACUAA